CGGAAGCGGAAACCAGCCCAGCGCGGGCGCAGGCGGGAGAAGGAAGAGGAGUAACUUCCGUUUGUCGGAAGUCGCUCCUCCCCCUUCCUUCUCUCGGCGUCUUUGGGAUUGGUUCCAGGCACCCCGGCCCCGCCUCCUCCGGCCCCGCCCCUCGCGCCCGCUUUUCCCGCCUCCGCCGGGGCUGAGCGGCGGUCCGGGUGACAGUUGAGGAUGGCUGGAGCCGAGGGGACCGCGGGGCGGCAGUCGGAGCUGGAGCCCGUGGUAUCGUUGGUCGAUGUACUUGAGGAGGACGAGGAGCUGGAGAAUGAGGCGUGCGCCGUACUUGGCGGCAGCGACUCCGAGAAGUGCUCCUACUCGCAGGGCUCAGUAAAGAGACAAGCACUGUAUGCCUGUAGUACUUGCACCCCAGAGGGAGAAGAACCAGCAGGAAUUUGCCUAGCUUGCAGUUAUGAAUGUCAUGGAAGUCAUAAACUAUUUGAGCUAUACACAAAAAGAAAUUUUCGUUGUGAUUGUGGAAACAGCAAGUUUAAAAAUUUGGAAUGCAAAUUAUUUCCUGAUAAAGCAAAGAUAAAUUCUAGCAAUAAGUACAAUGACAACUUUUUUGGAUUGUACUGCAUUUGCAAGAGACCUUAUCCUGAUCCUGAGGAUGAGAUUCCCGAUGAGAUGAUCCAGUGUGUAGUCUGUGAAGACUGGUUCCAUGGAAGGCAUCUUGGUGCCGCCCCCCCUGAGAGCGGGGACUUCCAGGAGAUGGUGUGCCAGGCUUGCAUGAAACGCUGUUCAUUCUUGUGGGCUUAUGCUGCGCAGCUGGCCGUAACCAAAGGAACUGCGGAAGAGGAUGGGUUGGUAUUGAAUGUUGAUGGAGUAGGAGAUCAGGAAGCUCUCCAGCCUGAAAACGGGGCUCAUCAAGAUGGUGCCCUUAAAGAGGAUGUUUCCGAACAUGGACAGGCGGCUGUGAGGGCACUGAAAGCAGGGCCGACGAACGAACCGUGCACCAGCUCUAGUUCUGAAUCUGACCUCCAGACAGCAUUUAAGAAUCAACAUCUCAACACAGAAUCACAGUCUGGCUGCAAACUUCAGGAGUUUAAAGCUAAGCAGUUUAUAAAGAAAGACACUGCCACCUAUUGGCCCGUGAACUGGCGUAGCAAGUUGUGUACCUGCAAUGAUUGUACGAAAAUGUAUGGCGACCUAGAUGUCCUGUUCCUGACAGAUGAAUAUGACACAGUUCUGGCUUAUGAAAACAAAGGCAAGGUUGACCAGGCAGCUGACAGGAGGGACCCUUUAAUGGACACUCUUAACAGCAUGAACAGAGUCCAGCAAGUGGAACUUAUUUGUGAAUACAAUGACUUGAAGACUGAACUUAAAGACUAUCUCAAGAGAUUUGCUGAUGAAGGCACAGUGGUUAAGAGAGAAGACAUCCAGCAGUUCUUUGAAGAAUUUCAGUCAAAAAAGAGAAGAAGAGUGGAUGGGAUGCAGUAUUAUUGCAGCUAGAGGGGAGCAAGGCACCUUCUCAUCCAGGCCAAUGAAGAUGCCACUUACUGGCCCAGGAAUAAAAAGAGGCGUAUUUCACCUUUGGUCCUCUCUCCGUCUCUCCCUGGAGAGGCCUCCUCCUCCAGCCUCGAGCUUCCUUCACUCUCCUUAACAACAGUAGCCACAGUGUUUGUGCUGAUUUCAUAACCAGCAUUCUUCUUUCUGACUCAGCUAAGUGCAGCCCAUUCCACAGAGUCCAGCCCCCACCCCUGUCUAGCCGGGGUUCUUUGCUCGUAACUUUAAGAUGUUUGAUUUGGUUUUGAGAAAGUAAACUAGUUUAUUUUUUCCCGA
This is a messenger RNA of Phacochoerus africanus (Common warthog), 1818 nucleotides long. It is a transcript of the gene UBR7, whose product is annotated as ubiquitin protein ligase E3 component n-recognin 7. The record is from RefSeq and is a predicted model, not a curated record. NCBI's taxonomy places the organism in Eukaryota, Metazoa, Chordata, Mammalia, Artiodactyla, Suidae. Bases 211 to 1488 code for a protein of 425 amino acids. Gene Ontology annotation, cellular component: cytoplasm. The transcript has 11 exons. Gene Ontology annotation, molecular function: ubiquitin protein ligase activity; zinc ion binding.